Pogona vitticeps (central bearded dragon) is the source of this 4264-nucleotide messenger RNA. The record is from RefSeq and is a predicted model, not a curated record. NCBI's taxonomy places the organism in Eukaryota, Metazoa, Chordata, Lepidosauria, Squamata, Agamidae.
UAUAGGUCUCUCCAUCCGUUCCAAUCUCCAGUUUAGAAGCCACCUGUCUAGAGAGAGAGAGACGAGGGCGGCCGGAUCUCAGGGCCCCAAAAUCUUUGUGCCCGGGUGGUCCGGCUUCUCCAUCUUCAUCCGAAAACCGCUGGCCGAGGAAAUGUCCAGAGUAAAACCCUGCCUUUUCCUGCUUCUCUUCCUCCUCUGGGAUGCCGGCGUCUCCCCUCAAGAUUCGCCAGAAGAAGAUGCUCCGAUUUUGCAUCCGAACCGUGUGAAGCAGCUGCAUAAACAGAAGAAAAAGGGGAAGGGCCUCACGAGCUUGGAUGGAGGAACAGCAGGAGAAUGGACCUCGUGGUUCAACGUGGACCAUCCUGGUGGGGAGGGAGACUUUGAGACCAUGGAGGCAAUCCAGUUCUACUACCGGGAGCGGGUCUGUGCCCAGCCGACGACCAUUGAGGUGCGGACCACGGAGUGGGAGCUUCCCGCGGAUGUCGGCGAGGUGGUGCAUUUUAGCCCACAGGAAGGUUUCCGUUGUUUCAACCGGGAGCAACCCGGGGGCAAGAACUGCUCCAAUUAUCACGUCCGGUUCCUCUGCCCCCCAGAUCCCAGUUUCGGGUUAAACUGGUCUGACUGGUCUCCGUGGACCAGCUGCUCACGAACGGCCUGCGGGCUCAGCGGCUUCCAGACACGACACCGCUCAUGUCUUAACACCCCCGCUGGGUCGGCGCAUGGGCCAGUUUCCAAGUGCCCAGGAAAAUCCAAAGCACGCCGGAUAUGUACCGCUGGGCCUUGUCCAGCCCAGCCGCCAGCUUGCUUUCUCAGCUGCGAAAUGGGUGCCCCGAGUGCGGACUGCAGCCGAUGCAUCUGUCCCAAGGACGAGCUCGUCGGCGUGGUGCGGAGUGCGGACGGCGCCCCCCUUGCCAAGGCCCGGAUUUCCCUUUCCAACCAGCCCGGUGACCUGCUGGCCCGAAGCGACGCCCACGGCCGGUUCACCGUCCGGGGCAUCUGUGCAGACAGCAGCCUGAACAUCCGCGCGACACUCGACCGCUUUGCGCCUGGGCAGGCACGGAUGGUCACGAACACCUCCAGCUUGUCCUGGGUAGAGAUUGUGCUCCGUCGACUCGAAAAGGCUUACAUGGUGGUCCACCCUGAGUCGAAAGUGAGGACAGCCGGGCAAACCGUUCGGCUCUGCUGUCGUGCCCGAGGCUACCCUGUGCCCAAGAAAUAUUAUUGGUAUCACAAUGGAACACUCCUGGACCGGAAAGUCUACCGGUACAACAGUAGCUUAGUGUUGCGCGAUUUGGAGAGAAGUCAAGCGGGAUCAUACCACUGCAAAGCUGGAAAUGACCACAGUUCGAUCAAAUCCUCCAUUGCCUAUUUGACAGUUGUAGAUCCUGGGGUGCCUUCUUGCGCGGCCCAGCCAGAAGAAUACCUCAUCAAACUCCCCGAUGAGUGUUUCCAGGAGGGAACAAACUCCGACUUCUACAACGUCGGCCACUGUCCCAACCAUCGUUGUCCUAGCCAGCUCAAAGGUGGGCUCCACUGCCAAGACCCUGUAGAGCGCUGUUGUGGGACCACACGGAUGGAAGUGCGGGAGAUCCCAUGCAAUGGCUAUACUUUGCCGAUCAAAGUGGUCACGGAGUGCGGGUGUGCCUCCUGCACACAACCCAAAAUCCUGGUCCGGGGCAAAGUUUCGGCGGCUGACGAUGGUGAGCCUCUGCGGUUUGGUGAGAUCUACCUGGGGUCGGAGAAGAUCGGCUUCACCGGUUACAAAGGGGCUUUCACGAUUGAGGUGCCGACCAACACCAAGAGACUUGUGGUCAAGUUUGUGGACCGGCUGAAGAAAUUUGUAGAUACCGUGAAGGUCUUCCCUUUUGACCCGCGAGGUGGAGCUGUCUACCAGGACGUCAGAAUCAUGCGGAGGAAGAAGCCCGUUGAGUUGGAUACCUUGGAGACCAACGUCAUCCCCCUAGGAGAAGUCGCUGGAGAAGGUCCCGUUGGGGAGAUUGUCAUCCCUCCGAGAUCUUUCUUCAGAUCCAACGGACAAGCCUACAACGGGACGGUCAAGGCCAGUGUAACUUUUGUAGACCCUCGGGACAUGGCCUCCGUGAAUGCCGCCUCCAGCGAUCUGAAUUUCAUCAAUGCCGAAGGCGAUGUCCUCCCACUCAGAACAUACGGCAUGUUUUCCAUGGAUUUCUGGGAGGAAGAGGCUCACCAAAGCUUGGCCGCUGGGCCUGUGGAGGUGAAGAUGGACGCCGACCUCAUCAAGAUGCCGGGACAUCUCCAGAAGAUGAAGCUGUGGUCCCUCAAUCCGGUCACAGGCCUGUGGGAGGAGGAGGCCUCUCUCAAGGUUGUGAAGGAGAGGCGCCGUAAGCGGGAAGAGAGAGCCUUCCUCGUCGGGAAUCUGGAGGUCCGAGAGAGGCGUCUGUUCAACCUCGAUGUCCCAGAGAACCGCCGUUGCUUUGUCAAAGUCCGGGCGUACAUCAACGAAAAGUUCAACCCCAACGAGCAGUUGGAGGGAGUUGUCGUGACCCUCAUCAACCUCGAACCACGACCCGGUUACCCCUCCAACCCUCAGGCCUGGGGUCGUUUCGACAGCGUGGUGACCGGUCCCAACGGGGCAUGCUUACCCGCCUUCUGCGACGGGGGGCGAGCCGACGCCUACACGGCCUAUGUCACCGCCAACAUGGGAGGAGAGGAGUUAGAAGCUGUGCCUUCCAGCCCAAAACUCAACCCUCAAGCUGUCGGGGUGUCCCAGCCUUACCUCCGCAAGCUGGGUUACCAGCGAAGCGAUCACGAAGACCCGGCUCUGAAGAAGACCGCUUUCAAGAUCAACCUCGCCAAACCCAAUCCGAACAACAUUGAUGAGGCCAAUGGGCCCAUUUACCCUUACCGGAGCCUGAAAGAGUGCGACGAAGCGCCCGUGACAGCCAAUCACUUCCGGUUCUACCGCGUCGAAGUGGAUAAGUACGAGUACAACGUCGUGCCAAUCAAGGAGAGCGACCUGACUACGUGGACGGGGGAUUAUCUGUCCUGGUGGCCGAAUCCCCAGGAGUUCCGAGCCUGUUAUAUCAAGGUGAAGAUCGAUGGCCCCCACGAAUACAUGGUGCGUUCACGCAACGUGGGAGGCAGCCAUCCGAGGACACAGGGGCAGCUCUACGGCCUACGGGACACGCGAAGCGUCCGAGAUCUCCACAUCUAUAACAGUUCGGCUGCUUGCGUUGAGUUCAAAUGCAGUGGGAUGUUGUUUGACCAAGCGUUAGUAGACCGGACUUUGGUGUCCAUCAUUCCGCAAGGGAGUUGCCGCCGCACGAUGAUCAACAGCUACUUGGACGAGUAUCUAGGCCGCCACCCUCCUGUGGCUGAGAAUAAUGAGACCUCGGCCUUCACCAUGUUGGCCCCAGUUGAUCCCCUCGGACACAACUAUGGGAUCUACACCGUGACGGACCAGAACCCUCGGCUGGCCAAGGAGAUCGCCAUCGGCCGUUGCUUCGACGGCACCUCGGACGGAUUCUCGCGCGAGAUGAAAUCCCACCGGGGGGUCGCGUUGACUUUCCUCUGUCAGGAGAAACCAGUGGGACGGAAAAGCUUCUUUCAGCGCCUGCUCGAAUCCCCCGGCCAGACCCUCACGGAGAUCCGGCGCGAGAUGGAAGGCAACGAACAGCUCCGUGGCCCUUUACGAGCGGUGGCCUACCCCUCGGGAUUACGGACCAUGUUUGCCAGACAGAACCGCCGGGCCCUUGGCCGCCAAACAAGAGGCGAUGCCUCGCGGGCUGGACAGUGAAACCAAGGCGGGGGGACUCUCUGGACAUUUUUCAUGCUUCCGAAUCAGCACCUUCCGGUUCACAGGACCCAAAGAUACGAUUUGCUGGUCCCUGGGCGUAUACGUUGUGCCAUUUCUUCCUCCUCAGAAACCCUUGCCAUUUCAAGUCCUUCCUUUUCCUCACCCUUGCGUGGGCAAAGAGGAGCCCUCAGAUUCUGCCCUUCCCCGGAUCCUGGCUUCAUCUUGCCCAGACGAUGAGGCCCAUUUUCAGAGCCAUGGUUCAAAGCUUGGGUGGAAAUAUUACUGCUUUGCCACCUAUCGGGCCCAGGAGGUGGGGCGACCCCGAGAGAGAGAGAGAGGAAGGAAGGAAGGAAGGAAGAGAGGGGCAGAAGAGAGAGGGGGUGCAGGGUGGUCUUGGGGCCCAAUCCACCAGAGCCUUCAGCACGGACCUAUGCUCUUCGCCCUUGAGUGAAUGCAACCCUCUAACUUCCUAGGGAGAGCCUGUCUGUU